AUGGGCAGCUCGGGAGAGGCCCCAGGGCAGAGGUCCUUGGAACCCGCUUACAUGGACCGUUCCUACACGUCCAUGCACUGGUUCAAGGGCGAACCAUGGACGCGGCCUGGUCAAGACCUUCCCUACCAGCAUCGGAAUCAAAGGCAACAACUUCUUCGCCUUGAUGUCGGGCAUCCUGACUUGAUACCCAUCGAUAAGAAGAGCGAGGCGCAGAGCCUGACCGCAUCCAUGGCGCAACGGGUCCAGGAGGCUUGGGAUGAUGCUCAAAAUCUCAUCGCGUCCAAUUUCAAUGUCAAUUUCAUCACUGCCCCGCUUGAUUGGUUCACACCAGACGAGCUGAAGGAGUUUGUGGAGGCUUCAUGGAUGGAAGUGACGAACGGAGGUCAGCUUCCGAACGUCCGUAACAUCGAUGUCCGCGAAUUCAUUCGACUUUAUAAGACAUCCGACGUAUUCACAGAAGCCGUCGAGGCUCCAAAUUCAUUGGCGGACGAGGAUUGCGACGACUACAAAAUCGAUUACUGGCAUUUAUUAUUUAGGAAAGAUCGCCUUCCUGACGAGGAGCAUCGACGAAGAUUCUUCAUGUUCCAAUUUUUGAACAAAGAAGACUUGAGUACGCCAGAACUCUUGCGCUGUCUCAUUCUCAACCGCAUCACAAAUCAUCCACGAAACUUCGCUCGCGCUGAUUGGGAGGGUUGCCAUCUGGGGUUCGCCAGCAAAAUCUCACUAAACCAGCAAUGCGACAACUGGUUCAUGGGGUUCCCAACCGAAGAAGAACGAAACAUCGGGUCAAACGCGAGCCGAAGCGAAUAUUACAGUGGCUAUCCCAUUGUCUUCAAAGACCCGACCGAACACGACACCGGGUCUGGGUUAUUCGACCACCUACGCAAAACCGGCCGUAUCGUCAGUUGGGGUGAGGGCAUGGUGGUACUAGAGGUCCAAGCAUUGACUCUCAAGUUCGUUGUCGCCAUAGCCAAAAGGAUAAGAGACGAUGUGGAACGCCGCCGACGGAAUGCCUUGGACCUCAAUGGUAACGGGGUGUCCAGGCAUCUCCUAAUAUGGCGUGCCCAUACUUGGAAGACUAUUCCCAAAGAAAUGCUCACGUUCGAUGUUAGGGGGACGGAUCUGGUCGCUUGUCAUCAAUUCUUCCCGCCUGCCGCCGCCAUUGUGCCAUGGGACGAAGAGUUCACCACUAUUCUGAAGGAACGAGUCGAGCUAGCCGAGCAAACCAUAUUCAAUCUCUGGCAUGACCCAUUCUUCUUCCAAAGAUGUAUUCACGACCAGUUGCGCCAACAUUAUGGUCAUGUGGUUGAAGAUCAGAUACGCGGUCACGGAAAUCCUUUGUUGCAUAUCACAAACUCCGAUAUCGAUGCGAAGAAAGCUCUAGUCAAUGAUCUCAUCAGACGGGUAGUCAGAUGGGCAGCAUUCAACCUUGAGAUGUGGAGAUGCCUUGCAGAAAAGCUUCAGGCCUUGCGCGAGAUGGCUAAGAGUCACGGAGUCAGGCUUGACAAAUGGAAUCCAGACCUCAGCCAGCCAGGGGGUAUUCGGGACUCGUGGAUCGACUUGGGAUUUCACGCCCGCUGGUUCGCUGAACGCCAUGCUAUCCACGCAGCUGACCACGGCGGCUUCCUCUCUGCGGGAUCUCUCAGGUCAUAUUUCAAGCGUAUCAGCUCGUGGGAGAUCAUGAAGCCGCCAGUCCCCGGGGACGAUUGGGCUCUUCCGAAGGACUUUUUUAUGAAGAUUGGCUUUGUCGUCGAUGGAACCCGUAACGAUACUGUUGAUGUGAAGGAUCCUGAGCACACCAACAACGGGGCAGAUCAAACGGCAGUGUCAGCUUUGCUCAUGCAUGUCGGACUCAAGAACGCGAACACGAUGGGCUGCAUCGGCCUGCACAAGUUGAUACAGGCAAUGCGCUUCGAUCGUCACAAUGCACACUCAAGUCUAAGGAUCCCGCCGAUGGUCAGCGAUGACUACGAUAAUCUGUUUUGGACCGGGUUACUAUCUCUGCGGAUGGAGGCUAUUCGGCCCUUCAGUGACUCCAUCGCAAAACAAACAUUCAGAACCAACAAGCACAACGUUGGCAACAUCGGAGCCUUCUUCAAAGAGUACGAUCAAUUCCCCUUCGAGCAGCAUGUCGACGAGAACACGCUCAGACUGGUUCACUGGUCUCUUGGGGUUACCUACUCCCCGUUUUCGGCCCUGAAGCUAAAUCGACCUGCCGGACUUGUUCAGAAUUGGCUCCAGGACUUCUGGGUUCAGAUCAUAUGCUGGCUCGAGUCUGGAAGUGCCAAAUCCUGUACACCUCCAGCCCGCUCAUAUCGAGACAGCGGCGUGUCUAUGGAAGUUGAGGGCGACGACGCGGAAGAUUUGGAUAUUGUCACCCAGCGUACCCGAGAUAUGAACAUUGCUGCACUCAAUAAUUUCCAUCCUUCCAUGGGUCGCAUCAACCAGUGUCUUGGCGAGCUUGUCAAGGAGCUAGGUUUGGAGGACAAGGAGAUUCCUGACAAUCAGAUGUCGGAAAUAAGAUCUUUUGCGGCCGUCUUCCUCUGCAAAUUCCUCCAACCAUACAUGAUGGGUGAAGGUGAUAUCAGCGCCGACGACGUUUUGAAGGAAACGGACUCCGCUCCCAAAGCCGUCUGGGGUCUUCUCUUGCAACAGGGGAUCGGGCCGGACGAGGUGCUUGACAUGUCGACACACGAAGCGCAGAUACUCUUUGCCCUGCAGGCUUUUUCCGCAUCUCUUUUGGAACGGGAUGUACUCGAUAUACACGCUGUCCACGAUAAUCAAGACGGUCGGCCAAAACUAAUCAACAUGAUCCGGCGUGCGGACGCCCGAGGAGUGGAAAAGAAGCGCUCAAAGAAAACAAAAAAGCGCAGCAGCGAGCGACUGGCAAAAGCUAGACCGAGGAAGCUUCUAGAAUACCUCGACACCCUAAAAAGAAAAGAAUUUCGUCCAGGACACGAAACGUUUGGCAUUAAGAGAAUAUGCGGCAAUAUCUCAUCGAUGCAGCCGGCAGGCUACGCGGAACCCACCGAGGAAUACCGUCCUCCGCCUGGCUUCGAACGCCGCACCGAGGUGGAGCAUGCACCAGUCAACGUCAGCAUCAAAGCAAAGACCCUCGAGCUGUGUCGCCAAUGGUGGCAAAGUGCCUACACCGUCGAGCAGAGAGCACUGAAAGAGCGCUGCGUGCUCAGGGGCAAGGACUGGGAGACGGCGGACAUUAUCUUGGGAGAUUUCCCGGGCGAGGUCAACUACAUGGGCUACAUGUCUUUCUGCCUCCGCCUCGGUUUCAACAUCGAGAACCGCGAAGGUUCUCGGCUCGUCAUGACAUGGGCGGAGCGUUGCCGUUUCCCGAAGCCGGCCAAGCCGACGAUUGUCAUCCACAUACGACAUCCAGGCGGGGUGACCCGCAGACUCGACGUCGACAUCAUCGCAAGCUGCAGGAGGACCUUUAGGAAAGAUUUCGGUGUCACUGUCGAAUUGAUUGAGAGGUUGUAUGGGCCACGGCAGUAG
Molecule: messenger RNA, 3510 nt
Organism: Colletotrichum karsti
Lineage: Eukaryota; Fungi; Ascomycota; Sordariomycetes; Glomerellales; Glomerellaceae
Exons: 1
Coding region: 1-3510 (1169 amino acids)
Source: RefSeq, a predicted model, not a curated record